AUCAAACGACCCACCGCAGACACCAUAUCACCGAAAAUCCUGUUCGCUGCCGAGUCCCACGGGUCCCGUUGACGACGGGGCGUCGCCGUUGUCUGCACCGAGCGAGGGGUGCUUUGGGUCGGCUGUAGAGUCGGGGCCGUCGCAAUGCGCGGCUCGCAGCUGCUCCUGCUGGCGCUGCUGGUUGUAGCUGCCGGGCACGCGGCCCUGGCACAGCUCGCGGCUCAGCCCUCCGAAACAGGCGGCAGCACCAGUGGCGGCGGCCUGAGGACCGCCGGCAGUAGCGGCGACGAGGCGGCGGGCAGCCUGUCCCGGGAGAUCAUCCGCACGCCUGCGCAGGGCGCGGCAGGGGGUCCGGGUGCGACGCAGCAGCAGAUGGGGGCGGGCCCGGUCUGCGCGAACGGCCUCAGCCGUGUGCAAUGCCUGGUGGAUCCUUGCGCGCUGUCAAGCUGUCCCCGCGGCACCGAGUGCGUGUCCGACUACUGCGGUGGCUGCUUCGCCACCUGCGUGCGCGGCGGCGGCAGUAGUAGCAGUGGCAGUAGCGUCAGUGACGACGCCGCAGCCGACGGUGCCAGCGCCAACGCCACCUGCGCCGCCAACCGCGCCCCCUGCAACUGCACCAGUGACUGUUGCAGCAGUGCCUCAAUCUGCGUCAGCUACACGCCCGCCUCCAGUAGCACCGGCGGUGGCACCGCUACCGGUGGCGGCAGCGGUACCGCCCUCGUCCCACGCCGCACUGGCAGUAGCAGUGGUGGCAGCGUCGGCACAGCUGCUCUCCCCCGCGAGGCGGCGGUGGGCAGUGGCGGCUCGGGACGGCGCCUCCUGCAGGCCGCGGUCACCGGCGUCGUCCCUCGGGGCACUGCACCUGCAGGUAGUGCGGGCAGUGCCGGCGGCGCCGCCGGGACUGUCGCAAGCGUCACUGCUGGCGGCGGCGCAGCUGGUGGCAACGGCGCAGGCCGGGUUAUUGGCCCUGCGACUCCAGCCGAUGCGGAUGCGGAUGUGGAGGCUACGGGCGACGUGGUUGAGGAGGAGCCCACCGUGACGACCCAGGCGCCGGCGGGGGUGCUGCUGACCGUGCCUGGCAGCGGCAACGGUAGCGGCACAUGUGUGUCGCGGCGGGUGGUGGGCGCGGUGCAGCGGCGGCUGCAGCUGAGCGCCGCGACGGGGGCGGAGGGGCGCGCCACAGGCAACCUGACCGAGUACGCGUGCUAGCGGGGCCCAGGUUGCUUUGGUUCGAUUCAGCAGGGCAAGGAGGCGAGUGGCAAGAAGGUUGCUUCGGUUGCCUGAGAGAGGUUCACGAGCCAGUGUUGGCCCUGCGCCGGACCCCAGGAAAGCCUGGUACAGGUGGGGAGAGGAGAGGCAGGGAGGACGCGGAGCCUAGGAGUAGGAGGAGCUUCGCGCUCAAGGCGAGUAUUGUAAGGGAGAAGGGCGCGGAUGAGGAGCCUGGUAAGGCGAGGUGCAUGAGCGCGGGAUCAGUGUUGAAUGGUGUUGAUGACUGGUGUGAUGCGGUCUUGUUGCAAAAUCGUCGCAGGCAGCGAUCGGGUAUUGCAGCCAGACUUUCUUGACGCAUUCCAAGGACAACAACGCGGCGCAUGGCGUGUGGGACUGUUGCUGCAUGCGCACUGGGUUCCGCAGUUCCGGUACAGCAUGGCCACCAGCGGCCACCAACUGCGCCAGUUGCGGCCAUGAGGCCACGCCCCGGAUGGGAAGCACGAAACAGGAGGCUCUCCUUCGCAAGGUGUCGCGUGCGUGCAUGGCAGCUUCGUUGCUACAGACUGUGGGCGACUUAAGUUUGGUACCCGGGCGCUCUAUGCCGAGAAGCCUUGC
Messenger RNA from Chlamydomonas reinhardtii, 1824 nucleotides. RefSeq lists its product as uncharacterized. NCBI's taxonomy places the organism in Eukaryota, Viridiplantae, Chlorophyta, Chlorophyceae, Chlamydomonadales, Chlamydomonadaceae. The transcript is spliced from 2 exons. The coding region runs from base 145 to 1209 and encodes 354 amino acids. The record is from RefSeq and is a predicted model, not a curated record.